Corticium candelabrum is the source of this 759-nucleotide messenger RNA. Its product is annotated as inositol 1,4,5-trisphosphate receptor type 2-like. The record is from RefSeq and is a predicted model, not a curated record. The transcript has 6 exons. Gene Ontology annotation, biological process: calcium ion transport; transmembrane transport. NCBI's taxonomy places the organism in Eukaryota, Metazoa, Porifera, Homoscleromorpha, Homosclerophorida, Plakinidae. Gene Ontology annotation, cellular component: membrane. Gene Ontology annotation, molecular function: monoatomic ion channel activity. Bases 1 to 759 code for a protein of 252 amino acids.
AUGUGCAUUGUUACUGCACUAAAUCAGGGUAUAAGAAAUGGUGGAGGACUUGGUGAUGUUCUUCGUUAUCCUUCAAGCAAGGAACCACUGUAUGCUGCCCGGGUUGUGUAUGAUCUUCUGUAUUUUUUUGUCGUUAUCAUCAUUGUUCUCAAUCUCAUCUUUGGUGUUAUUAUUGACACAUUCGCUGAUCUACGGAGUGAGAAGACUACAAAAGAAGAAAUUUUGAACAAUACUUGCUUUAUUUGUGAUACAUCUAUAGAUACAGUGAUGGCAGUGGUAUUGGUGGUUGUUUGGGCAUCUGUGGAGAGUUCUAAGUGGUUGAACUGUGCUGAUGUGUAUACUAUUGACAUCUGUUUGGACAGAAAGGAAUUUGACAACAAAGAAGUUACGUUUGAAGAUCACAUUAGUCGUGAGCACCAUGUCUGGGACUACCUGUCAUUUAUUGUACUGUUGAAAGUUAAAGACCCAACUGAAUUUACUGGACCCGAGAGUUACGUGGAUCAGUUGAUCAAGACUGGUAACUUGGAGUGGUUUCCACGGAUGCAAUGUAUGUCUCUCUCAGAGGAGGAUGGGGAGACUGAGCAGAAUGAUCUUCGACUGCUAAGAGAGCAGUUGAAGUCUACAAAUGCUCUUGUCGAACAGCUUAGUGACCAACUCAAAGACUUGAAAGCGAAGAUGAACGAACAGAGGAAAGAUCUAAAGAGGCAAAGACUUUUGAGUAUGCCAACUGUAUCUGCAACUUCAUUCUCUGCUGGUUAA